AUGGUUGAUUUAGUCAAAGUGUAUUUUGACAAGUUCAAAACUAGUGUGUCUAAGUUAUAUGCCAACAGUCUAUUUGAUUUAGUGCUUUGUCUCAUUGAAGGAAAAACUGGUAUUCCAUCUGUACUUAUUGCUAUCGGAUUAUUCAGCGUACUGGCUGUCUAUUUGAUAAUAGGCUGGGGCAAUGAUUUCGUUUGUAAUCUCAUUACAUUAAUUUAUCCAGUAUUUGCUUCAUUUUUGACCAUUCAUUCUGGUGACAGUUCCGACCAGAAAAAACUUUUGAAUUAUUGGGUUAUUUAUUCAUUGCUUGGUUGCUUUGAAUAUAUUUUUCACGGCCUGUGUGAUUUCUUACGCACGUAUUGGCUUGGUAAAUUCUGUUUUUUUAUGUGGUUUAUUCAAUCUGAAUCAUCAUCAACUGAAUCGAAUCCCGAACCAGAUUCGAGUGAGCUUUCUCAACCAAAACCAUCCGUUCCUCGAAAGAAAGCAACAUCUACUGGUGUCAAGCGAACUCAAGCCACAUUGCCACUACGUUCUGUUGAACUCAGUCGCGAUGUCAAGUGGGCACCAAAUGGUGUUGUCGUUGCUGGAGGACAUGGAAAUGGUAGUGAUCUAAACCAAUUAUACGCUCCUCGUGGUGUGUUUGUUGAUGAAGACCAAAAUGUUUAUGUGGCCGACUUAUGCAAUAAUCGUAUUGUUGAAUGGGCACCCGAUGCAACUGAAGGUCUACCAGUGAUUGGUGGACUCGACGAAAAAACUAUGUUAGAUAAGUUGAGCAGUCCAGUGGAUCUGAUCCUAGAGAAGGAUUCCGAUAGUUUUAUUGUUUCCGAUGACAUGACUAAACGAGUAGUACGAUGGCGUCGCCAAGGUGAUACAGAAUGUGAAACAAUUAUUUCAGGUGUCGAGUCCAAAGGUUUGGCUAUCGAUGAAAAUGGAUCUAUCUAUAUAGUGGACGGUGAAAACAAUGAAGUUAUACGAUAUAAUAUUGGUGACAGUGAAGCUACGAUAGUUGCAGGUGGUAAUGGAGCAGGUGAUGCUCUUAAUCAACUGAAUUGUCCAUAUUCCGUUUUUGUCGAUCAAGACUAUUCGGUGUAUGUGUCAGAUGAAGACAAUCAUCGUGUUAUGAAAUGGGCAGAUGGUGCCACUGAAGGUGUCAUUGUUGCUGGUGGUCAAGGAAGCGGUGACAGUUUAUCACAGUUGAGUUAUCCGCGUGGAAUCGUUGUCGAUCCAUCAGGCACUCUCUAUGUAGCUGACUUCUCGAAUGCACGAGUGAUGCGUUGGUUCAAAGACGCCAAACAAGGUGAAGUCAUUGCCGGUGGAAACGGCGAAGGAGAAGAACCUAAUCAAUUAACAUGGCCCUCUAGUUUAGCAUUCGAUAGGCAUGGUAAUCUCUAUGUUUCCAAUUCAGGCAGUGCUCGUGUGGUGAAAUUCGAGAUCGCUUAA
Molecule: messenger RNA, 1437 nt
Organism: Rotaria socialis
Lineage: Eukaryota; Metazoa; Rotifera; Eurotatoria; Philodinida; Philodinidae
Source: the annotation of a GenBank genome assembly